Molecule: messenger RNA, 2076 nt
Organism: Plasmodium reichenowi
Lineage: Eukaryota; Apicomplexa; Aconoidasida; Haemosporida; Plasmodiidae
Exons: 1
Coding region: 1-2076 (691 amino acids)
Source: RefSeq, a predicted model, not a curated record
AUGAGGGAUAAAGAAGACCAUCCAAAUGUUCAAAAAAAUAAAUUUUCGUAUGAUGGAUAUGAUGAUAAAUAUUCAUAUGAUUUGAAUUAUUAUAAUAAAUUAAACAAUAUGAUGACAGAUAUAAAAACCAAAAAGAAAAAAUAUAUCCCACCAUCAAGUAAUUCUCCCCACGUUGUUAAUAAUAAAAAUGAUAACACAUACACAAAGCAUAACUAUAAUAAUAAGGAUGAAUAUAUAUCCGGAUACGAUAUAAAAUAUAAUAACCAUGGUGAUAAAUAUGGUAGUAAUACGACAUACCAUAAUAAUAAUAGUAAUAAUAAUAGUGAUAAUAAUAAUAAUAAUAAUAUUAAUCAUAAUAAUAAUAUGUACAACCCAAAUUAUUAUUGUACUAAUUAUGAAGAUAUGUGCUAUAACAAUGUAUCAAGCAUUCAAAAUAAAGUAAACAUUUCAAAAAACGAUAAUGAUGAAAUUUGUGGAAAUUUAAAUGAUAAGCAUGUGAAUGAUUUUAUAAAUGUAGAUAUUCUAAAUGAAGAAGAAAAAAAAAUGUUAGAGAGAAUAUUUAAUGAUUGCGAAGAGUGUCAAGAAAUAACAAUAUUAAAUAAUAUGAAAGAAUGUAUUUUAAAUAUGUGUAAUUAUAAUUUUAAUAGUUGUAAAAUAAUAUCUUUAUUAUUUUAUAAUAGGAUAUUAAAAUGUGUAAUUUUUAAAAACAAAAUGAAUUUAAUACAUUCUUAUGAUGAAUUGUUAAAAUAUUUAAUAGUAAAUAAUAAAAUGAAUAUAUUAAAAGAAUUUAAAAAAUAUAUGAACUUAAUAAUACAAGAUGGUUAUACAUGUGCGUAUUAUAAAGAUAAAAAUAUAAUAAAUCAUUUAUUACAAAUGGUUCAUGUAUGGAAAAAGCUCUUAAUAAAUGAUAUGCAAGAAACGAAAGAAUUAUUAAAUAUAUUUCAUUAUGAUAAUAGAACAGAUGAAAAUAUAAAAAAUUAUGAGGGGCCACUUUAUAAUAAUAAUCAUAAUAAUCGUAAUCAUAAUUAUUAUAAUAAUUAUUAUUUAUAUACAAAUUAUCAAAAGCAUAAAAACAAUAAAAUACCCCCCCCUCCGAGUGGUCCUCCUCCAAAUAACAUAAAAUAUAAUAAUCUACAUCCUAACAACUUUAGUCCUCCUCCACCUCCUCCAGGUACCUUACAAACGUUUAACACAAAUAAUUCUUUUAAAGGUUUAAGUUCAUAUGAUAAUAAUAGACAAGAACAUAUAGAUGAUUUUAAACAUAACUUUAAUAAUUCUAACUUGAACGUAAAUUAUUCUAUGGCAUAUAAAGAUACAUGGAAGAAUCCAGAAAAUAUUACGGUUGGUUUUUUAGCUACAAUAUUAAAAGUUAUAUCUAAAAAAGUAAAGAAAUUACAAAAUCCCUUAAUACCUUAUACACCUAUCGAUACAUCUUAUGCUUAUCAAACUCCACCUUCUGUUAAUGUGUCACACAAAAUGAAUGAAAAAAUUGACGAAUUUUAUGACGAGUUAUCUUUUAUAUUAAAUAAUGAGGAGGUGCAAAGUACAGAUAUAUCGGAUACGAAUGAUAUAAAUGAUGUAUAUGAAAGUUAUAAAAAAUUAACAGGUGAACACAAAAAAGGAAAAAAAAAAAAAAAUACAAAACUUAGAGAUAAUAAUAAUGAUAAUAAUCAUAAUGAAAAAGAAAAUGAUAACACUGAUAAUAAUAUAAAGGAUAAUAAUUUCGAAUACGAAAUAAAAAAAGAUGAAAACGAUUUCUCCAGUGAUACCAAUACAACCUUUUCAUCUUUAGAAAUAUUAGAUGAUAACAUGCUUGAUCUGUUGGUAGAUACAAACAAAUUGUGUAAAAAUAAAAAAAGAAAAAAAAGUAAAAAUGUUAAUUUUAAUCAAAUAGCUAUAGAAAAUUCACAAAAUUGGAGUGAAACACAAAAUUAUAAUUCAUUAACUUAUAUGGAUAUUUAUUCAGCUGGUAAUAAUACAAAUGAUGUUUUUGAAAAUUACAGAAGAAAUAAAGCUUAUGUAUAUCAUGAGACCAUAGCUCAAAAAUUUUAUGACCUCAAAUUUAAGGAUACUUAA